Molecule: messenger RNA, 6552 nt
Organism: Nomia melanderi (Alkali bee)
Lineage: Eukaryota; Metazoa; Arthropoda; Insecta; Hymenoptera; Halictidae
Gene: Patronin
Product: calmodulin-regulated spectrin-associated protein patronin
Biological process (GO): cytoplasmic microtubule organization; neuron projection development; negative regulation of microtubule depolymerization
Cellular component (GO): microtubule minus-end
Molecular function (GO): microtubule minus-end binding; spectrin binding; calmodulin binding
Source: RefSeq, a predicted model, not a curated record
GAACACUUCUGGUAUUCGCGGUCAGUUCCGUUCUUCGCCGGCUUGAUCGCCGCCGAUCGUCGCGUUCCACUCGCAACACCCCCGCGGUCGAUUAACACGUUCACGUUAGAACAUGUUUCUGUAUAUUUAACUUGUUAACUGUGGAAUUUAGUUUGCAGAGUCUUUCAUUGUGCGCGCAGCAAAAUAAGAAAAUGAAGUGUGUACUUGUCAAACGCAGGACGAAUACACCUAGGUUAACUGGUUAAAACACGAAAUACGAAAUAUAACCGUGGCAAACAGGAGAUAGGACAGUGAUUGAAGAAUCUUCGAACUAGUUCUUGUCUCUUGGAAAUUCGAAGAAAAGCUUGUGUUCUCUUUACUUGGAUGAAAACUCUGCUUGGAUAUUGCUGCUCAGACCUUUGGAACACGAUGAUUUAUUCGUGUUAUUAUGUAGAUUGACGAAGUAAAAAGAGACUGGACUUUACGUGAAGUUUCUAUUUCUAGGAUAGUUCGGUUAGAUUGUGUCAGUGGUUCGUUAACACUUAACGCACCGGCAUUUUGUAUGUACCCACUGAAACCAGUGAAAUAACUGGUUAGAAAACGCAAACAAGUUAGUUAUAAUACAUUUAUCUUACUGGAAACAAACAACAGGAAAGGCAAAUAUUGAAUAAAUGAUUAAUGGGACAAUGUAGAAAUUGAUAUAAAGUUAAAUGGACUGAAGGAAACGCAGGAUUUUCAAUCAAACUCUAAACCUGUACAUUUGACCUGUCGCAGUACGUUCAAUGUUAAACUUGUUGUAGAGGUUGUCGAGUAGUGCUUCUAAACAUGUAACUGAACGAUGGAGAUUGAAAGUAUCAGUGAACAUAUACUCAACGAAGUUGCUUCUCUUCGUUGAGAUGCAUAGGAAGCAUUCGCUACGUGUGACAAAGAAGUCGGAAACAAAUUCUCAGCUACGUCGGUGUUAAAGUUAGUCUCAGACUUGCGAAAUUCGGCUCGGAAAUUAAACCGAGGAGAAUGCAUCCGUGUUCGUUGAGAUGGAAAUUAUGUUUAUUUCUUUAGUGGGAGUUUUCUCUCGACUGUUGAAUUCUAGAAAUGAAUUAUGUUUCGAUAAACGUUUAACGCUCACGAUUUUUAAGUAAAUUAACAUCCGGUUCGAAGAACCACGUACACAAUUAAAACAGGGUAUAAAAUACUAAUCGAACAGUGAAUUCUCAAACUACGCUUUUCACGUGGGCUUCAAGGAUUGCAUUCGCCAACGGUCGUUGCAAAUAAGCCUGACGAACAUUCGCAUUAAUGAGUUACAAAAGAAAAUUGAUGUCAGUGAAAAAUAGAGUCGGAUGUUGCUCGACGGGCACACGUUUUGCUGCCUCUGUGGAAUGAAUUGUUCGAAGUGUCCUUAGAUAGCAGUGCUCUAGUGAGAAUCGUCCCGGAGGAAGACGCAGGGUCUCGAUGCUUUUGAGGAGGAUGGCGAGCGAGGUGAUGCUGGCGCCCACCGCGGCGCCUGGAACGUCCAGACGAGAAAUAGACGACGUCAGAGAUAUGGUUAGAAACGCAACCGUCACGACCGUUUACGCCAAACAACGUGCCUCCGUGAAAUGGCUUCUGUCGAAGGCGUACAACAACCGAGUGCCCGAAAACCUUCGCGAGCCGUAUUAUGUUGAUCAUGAGGAUCAAGAACACCUGAAGCCGCAGAUUGUCCACGCACUUUCCAAUGCAGAACUGUACUGCCUGGCGCUGGCAAACAUCUACUCGGAUCCAAAUUACCACAAUCAGAACCACUGCGGUAUUCUGCAAGCCCUUGCCAGAAAAGGUGUUUACCUCACGGAACCAAAUAACACUCAACUCACCGAAACAAUCCUCAUUCAAAAUUCACCACUCAAAAUGUCCGCGCAUAUGGCUGUGAUAGAGGGCCUGAUGGUCUUGUACGCGAAAGAGGUCGUGACCGGGGAUCGAUUGGUCUCGGCGAUACGCCGGUUCGAUCCCCAGGCGGAGGUGGAGGUCCCGGCCGACCACGAGAAAGGGCUUCUUCUUUGGAUAAGCCACGCAUCGCACGCGUUGAUCGCGAAAAUCCAAACGGAGGAGGGCGCCGGCGACAAAACGCGACUGCCAGAGCUACCAGCUGCUAAGGACUUCCAAUCGUUAUGUGACGGGGUUGGCCUGGCCGCAGUGGUGGCGUUUUAUUGCCCCGGCGAGCUGAACUGGAUGGACAUCAGGGUGUCGAAGAGACCCUCGGUGGCGGACGCGCUGCACAAUCUGUCAUUGGUUCACGCGUUUUGUAACAGAUGUUUACCGUAUUCCAUUUUUCACAUGCAACCGGAGGACGUAACGUACAUGAGGGGGUCUAUGAAGCAAAAUUUAGUCGUUUUUCUGGCGGACAUGUAUAACGUGUUGGAGAUCCACCCUGCAAAGUGCGUACGUUACCCCGGCGAGGAGAGGGCGAUGCAGUUCUUAGAUGCCUGCCCGCGCAAUAGUCAUGGUGUAGCUCAUAAAAGAAGUCUGCCACAGUCUAUAGCUCCGAUACCUGAUCUGAGAAGCAACCUCUCCGUAUCCGCGCCAGGCUUCACAGUUGCGAAAGCAGCAUCGUCCUCCUCUGUCAAGAAGUCGCAAUCAUUGCAACAGACUGCCGAAAAUUACUCUCACGAUGACAGACGGACGGGGAGCGAGGAGAGUUUCGUGGUUCAUCGUGGUAAAGGCAUUCCUACGUUAAGCUCCGUAGCAGAUGAGAAGUCGGUAGCUAGAGCAGAUGCCGCUGGUCGGCCGAGCAAUUGGGAAGAACAGAGGAGAAGUUCUUAUGCUGGCCGACGAUCUAGGCGUAACAGCGUUUCGGAUGACUCUCAGCUGACUAUAGAAAACUUCGGUGGUUCUCAGGAUAAUUUACACAACUUCGGUAGAAAUCCAGAUAAAGAGGUUGGAGUUCAUAUUGGCAAACGGAGUACGACCGAGCCGACAUUGCCUGCAAGAUCGAGCGUUCAGGACGUGUAUGGUAGUGGUGUGCAGCACAUACUCGCGGACAACGGCUAUGGAAAUGAUGAGCCUCCGAGAUUGAGAAGGCAGACCUCGAACUCGAGCUUGGACAACGUGGCGCUGAAGCAAAUUCUACAUUCCAGUGAUAACGAUAAUUCGGAGGGGGACACGUCGAAAUUAGCUAGCUUCGCGAACUUGAACAGGCAAAGCUCAGAGAAAGGGAUCAAUUUAACUUACACCGAAUCAGAGGAUGCCACGACGAAAUCGAAUCUUACGAUCAAGAAACACGGCCAGACAAACGGCAAUGGUAACGGCGAGAAAAAAACAACGUUUGCCACGUUACCGAAUACGACUACAUGGCAGCAACAAAGCAACCAGCAGUCCCAACAGGCGGAACAACAUUCUGUUGAUGAAAACGGUGGUAACACGAUUAUGGCCUCACAACUGAAUAAUAUUAGAUUGAAACUCGAAGAGAAACGUCGGCACAUAGAGAACGAGAAGAGGAGAAUGGAGGUUGUUAUGUCGAAACAACGUCAGAAAGUGGGGAAAGCUGCGUUUUUGCAAGCUGUUACGAAGGGUAAGGUUAAGUCUCCCUCUUCAUCAACGUCUGGGGGGGACAGUCCGGCCGAAAUCGGUCCCCCCACUCCUGUAACCUCCGGAUCUUCGGGGGAGACCCCGACAAGUGUUUCCGAGACGACCCCUGUACCCCAACAACCCUUUCAAGAAAAACCACAGAGACCCUUCUCGCUCAAGGAGAUUAGUGAGGAUGUGCGGGAUGUAGAACAUAAAUGGUUGGAGCAUGAUGGUAAUGCACCAUUUAUUGAAACAAGACGUACUCCAGACAUUGAAAAUAUGGAUCUUGAGCAGUAUCAUCAGUCUAUAUCACAAUUGAAUAAUAGUCUUAGUGAAAUACAAGGAGACAUACAGCGUUUAGCCAAUCAGCAGAAUCAGAUACAACAGCAACAUUUAAUGUCACAGCAUCAACAACAGAUGCAGCAACAAUUACAACAAUUGCAAAGUCUGAGUCAGCAUCAUAUGCAAAGUUUUGGAAUGUCAGCCAUGAACACUUUAAGCUCCAAAUUACAAGAGCCUCAACAGUCACAAUUUUAUUUACAUGAUCAACCACAGUUGCAAAGACGAAUGUGGGGUCAACCACCUCCUACUCAAAGUUUAGCAAAUGAAAUAGCUGCCGUAGGUUAUCAACAGUCAAUGGAUCCACGAUAUGGGUCUCAAUCAACAGGUUAUCAGCAAGAUAUGCGUUUAUAUCAAGAUACGCGAAAUUGGGGAACACAUUCUCACCAACAAAAAGGAUUUGUUUUACAUGAUACUCCUCCAGAACCGAGGUAUCUUAAUGGUGGGGAUCAUAGUCUUUGUAAUAAUCAAAUGAGUCAUCCUGGUUCUACAUAUCCAACGUCUUCAUCUAUCUUUAAUCAAACACCACCGUCUUCUGCUAGUCCUCAACAUCGAAAUGCUGUUCAUCGAAUAAGCCAGUUAAUGAGUGAAAGUCCAGAACCAAAAAGGCCGACUGUACAUCAUAUACCAAUUAAGUGUGAAAGCCCUACAGAGAAGAGACAGGUUACUGCAUUGCAUGCACCUGUUCCAGCUCCACCAGUUGAUGACAUGAAACCACAAAAUAUAUCGUUUAUUGGAAAUGAUGAUGAACUUUCACAAGGCAUAAGAGGUUUGCACAUCACGUCUGGCAGCCGUACAUAUAGAAUUCCAUCACCAACUAGACCUUCAAUAUCACGUAAUUCAUUUCAACCUCAUCCAUCAUUAAGAGAGGCCACACCAUCUCCAUCAGGUACUCCAGAGGUCACGCCUCUCGAUCCAACGGAUGCUGGUGAAAAAGGUUUUUACAUAUGUUUCGAUAAUGACGCACCGAAGAAACCAAAACCAACUCUUAGAGUAAAGAGAACGUCUCCCAAGAAGGAACGAACAGCAUCAUCAUAUGUUGAAAACGAAGAUUUUACCGUACGACCCGAAUCUCCGGCUACCAUUUCAGAUAGACAAAAACUAUUAGAGACUCAACGAGAGUUAGAUCGAGAAAAACAGCGUCACAUAGACGAAAGGGACUUCCAACGACAUGAAAUUAGAGAUAAAGAGCUGCAAAGAGAAGUGGAAAGAGAAAAGCAAAGGGAAAGACGCGAGACCAGCGCAGAAAAUCGACAAUCAGGCGUUGGUUUAGUAAUUGGAAAUCAACUUGCGAAUCCGGAUCCAAAUUCUCUGGAUGAAAUGGAACGUAAGAAAGAACGUAUAAUGCUUCUAUCGCUGCAAAGAAGACAGCAGCAAGAAGAAAUGAAAGAAAGGAAGGAAGCUGAGGCACAAGCGCGUAGAGAACAAGAAAAAUUAAAAGCAGAAGAAAGAGCUCGUAAAAAGGAAGAAGAAAGACAGCGAAGAGCAGCUAUUUUAGAACAACAUAAAGUAAAGAAGGCAAUAGAAGAGGCAGAAAGAGAAGGCAAAGUUAUCGAUAAGGAGCUUCUCAAUGCAAUAAAACCAACAAAACUACGUAAUAAGACUGCUACAACUCGACCAAGACCUAAGACUAUUCAUGUGGAUGCUGGUGCGGAAUUGGAUUCUGGAGCUCUUACGCCUAGUCGUGGCAAAAAGGGUUCUUCUUCGAAUCUCAGUACAGCGUCGCUGACCUCCCCGACGAUGAGACGAGACUACUACCGAGGCUCGCAGGACAGUCUCACUGCUGCUCAUUUCGAUGAACGACGUUCCGGCCCUUUUUAUCGGGGCGGCAGUCUCAGGGUAUCUUCCGUAGAUUCACCCGACGACGGUAGAGGUUCCUCGCCUUGUCGAAGUAUGAAUCAGCUUGGCCGACGUGGUUCCUACAAGACGUCCAGAGAUGUGCAGGAGCCUCAGCAACAGGUUAGAGGCAGGCCUAAAUACCCGAGUUACCAAAACUUUAAGGGGAGAAAAUCUAAUUCCUUGAUGAAUUUGUGUGGUUCGAGUAGUGAUCAAGACGGUAUGAUGUGUCGAUACACAGAUACGGACAGCGGACUGGGCAGGGCAACACCACCGAGGAGGGCACCGAGUCCUGGCAUGGGCAGCAUGAGGCAUCUUCCUUCACCAUCAGGGCCUGGCUCUUUACCACCUGGUUUGAUGACUAAAAGAAGGGUUUUCGAUGACGGUAGCAGUGACAUCAGUAGCACGCCAAGUUCGAUGAUGGACUAUAAUGGUCCAAGAUUGUAUAAACAGCCUACGACUAAGUCGAAUCGUGGUAUUAUGUUAAAUGCCGUGGAAUACUGCGUAUUUCCUGGUACGGUGAACAAGGAAGCAAAAAAAAGAGUUUUAGACGAAAUUGCGAGAUCGGAGAGCAAGCAUUUUCUUAUUUUAUUUCGAGAUGCUGGUUGCCAAUUCCGGGCUCUCUACUCAUACUGCCCUGACAGAGAAGAAGUAUCGAAGUUGUACGGUACUGGACCGAAACAAGUUAUGGAUAAAAUGUUCGACAAGUUUUUCAAAUACAAUUCGGGUGGAAAAUGUUUUUCCCAAGUUCAUACGAAGCAUCUGACUGUAACCAUAGAUGCCUUUACAAUACACAAUAGUCUUUGGCAAGGGAAGAAAGUGAAUUUGCCGAACAAGAAAGACAUGCCUCUCGUCAUAUAG